AAUCGAGAGCAUCAGUUGUAGUUGAUCGUUUGUCCGGUGUGUUCAGCUAAUAAAACCGGAUCUAUUAAUUGAAAAUCAAUAUGAGAUUCUUUGCAGUCGUCACUGUCUUUGUGCUUGGUGUUCUGGCUUUGGCCAAUGCUGUUCCGCUGUCACCCGAUCCAGGAAAUGUUAUCAUCAAUGGCGACUGUGUAAAUUGCAAUGUUCGUGGUGGAAAAUAGAAAAUAUCCAGCUCAAGAAUUCAAUCAAAACUAAUAUUUAACUUCAUAAUAAAAAUGUAAUAAAAUAAAACCUAGAUUGUACUUGUAUUAAAUUCGCCAUCAUUCCAAAAAAUUCUGGAUUAUAGAUCGCUUCACCAAAAGUUGAAACAGUCUUGGUUUUAAAAUAAAAAUUA
Messenger RNA from Drosophila sechellia, 391 nucleotides. RefSeq names its product Bomanin Short 4 (gene BomS4). The transcript has 2 exons. The record is from RefSeq and is a predicted model, not a curated record. Bases 81 to 218 code for a protein of 45 amino acids. NCBI's taxonomy places the organism in Eukaryota, Metazoa, Arthropoda, Insecta, Diptera, Drosophilidae. Gene Ontology annotation, biological process: defense response.